AUGGUAGUAGCCACAGUCAACCUCGGUGGCAGGCUUGCCCACAACCGUGCAGUCCGGACUAAACCGAAACAGAAGCAAUACAACCGACGGGAAUUGCAGUUCGAAGCAGCACGGUGUGCGGUGACUAGUCGGUUCCUCCUCAACCUCGACACACGACUGGACGAGCGAACAACCACCGCCGCGGAAUUGGCGACCGACUUUACCAAUACUCUGCUCGACGCAGCGCGGACGACCCUGGGGGAGGAACCGCGGAGACGCCGCACGCAGGAGUGGUGUGAGACCCCAGAGACGCGAGCAGCGCUGGAGCAGGCCCUUACCAAACGUCAGGAAGCACAACUACGGAAGCACAACUACAGGGGGAUUUCGCUACUAUCUCACGUAGGCAAAGUCCCCAUCAAGAUAAUCACCAACCGUCUAAGCGCCUUCUGCGAAGCCAACAACAUCCUCCCGGAGGAACAGUGCGGAUUUCGACCCGGGCGAUCCACCGUCGACAUGCUGUUCGUCGUGCGCCGCCUCCAGGAGGUGGGGCGGAGAAAGAAAAUUCCGCCCUUCAUGUGCUUCGUCGACUUGAACAAGGCUUAUUAUUAGGUGGGCCGAGAGAUGCUAUGGAAGGUGCUGACCAGGGCCAGGAUUCCCCCGAAGCUGAUCGAGGUCAUCCGCCAACUCCACGAUGGAAUGCGGGCCCGGGUGCGCAUGGACGACGGAGAACUAUCGGACUGGUUCUUCGUGACACAGGGCGUGCGACAAGGAUGUGUGCUAUCCCCACUGCUGUUCAACAUCUUCUUCGCCGAGGUCGUCGAGGUCGUUGUCAUCCGAUUCAGCGAGGAUGAUGUUGUUCUGCGGAGCCUGGUGUGCUUGGAGGAGGGGAAGACGGAGACGGAAGGGGGGG
Messenger RNA from Ectocarpus sp. CCAP 1310/34, 889 nucleotides. Lineage: Eukaryota; Phaeophyceae; Ectocarpales; Ectocarpaceae. The record is from the annotation of a GenBank genome assembly.